GGUCCCGUGUUGCGUUUAGUUGCUCGUCCUGGGAACAGCUGUUACUUCAAUGUUACCUGUGUCUGGAGCUUUCAAACACAGGGAAGAGUAGCUAGUUACCGGUGAUAAUGAAGCUGAUGGGGAGCUUGCAUUUUUUACAAUAAAAGCCGGAAUGAAUUGGAGAAAGGGAGUCGAUUUAAAGCUGCUUUGAAGCCAAAAUACACAGUAGAUUGACCAUUUGCUAGCUCCAUGAGGACCCAGUCGAAUAUUCUGCUGUAUUGAUGGACGGAGCUACCGAUUGCAGCCCCCAGACUGCAGCAGCAGAGCCCCUCUUGCUGGCGAAGUUUAUACCUAACAGAUCACGUGAAUUUGAUUGGACAUCUGGCUGUGAGACUUGGGGUGUGGCAUUUUCCCCUGAUGGCUCAUACUUUGCAUGGUCACAGGGACACAAUAUCGUGAAAUUGAUUCCCUGGCCGCUUGCAGAUCGCAAAACAAAUUGUAAAAGCGCACACAAUUUUAAAGUGGAUGAGAGUUCAGAUGACCGGUGCAGAGAGAUGCUAAUUGAUUGUGGUCAGACAGUGUGGGGAUUAUCAUUUGGUGCAUCUCCAUCAAACAAUGGAAAGCAGUCAUCUGAGAACCAACGCAAAUCCAAACUUCAGUUCCCUGAUGCAGUCCUUGCCACAGGUCUCUCAAAUGGUGAAAUCAAGUUGUGGAAAGUGCCUACUGCUCAUCUUCUCCACUAUUUAAAAGGGCAUCAGUCUGUCGUGAGAUCAUUUGCUUUUAUCACCAAUGAAAACUUCAUGUUGGUUUCUGCAUCACGAGACAGAACUCUGCGUGUAUGGGACCUAAAACAGAAUGGUAAACUACUGCAUAUAUUAAAUGGUCAUGACCAGUGGGUUUAUUGUUGUGCUGUCUCCCCUGAUUCGACGAUGCUUUGUUCUGUAGGAGGGGGAAGGACGGUACUACUGUGGAGUACAGUAACAUAUAAAGUGAUUCGGAAACUAGAAGGACAUGGAGCUGAUGUUGUAUCAUGUGAAUAUUCCCCCAAUGGAGCAUUACUAGCUACUGCAUCUUAUGACACCUAUGUAAUUGUGUGGGACCCAUACACUGGAGAAAGCCUGAUGAAGCUGAGGCAUUGUUCCCCACCGGCUUCUCUGGAUGUUGAUGAAGACUUUCGUACUGGAUUUGUAAGAGCAGUCUCCUUUUCCCAGGAGGAACUAAAUGUUACCUCAGUAGCAGAUGAUGGAUUGCUGAGAAUUUGGUGUUUGGAUUUACAAAGGCCAAUAUAUGUUGCUCCCCUGGCUAAUGGGCUCUGUUGUACAUUCUCUCCACAUGGUAGAGUGUUGGCCACAGGGACAAGAGAUGGUCAUGUUACAUUCUGGACCGUACCGAGGGUGCUGCCAACUCUGCAAAACAUUUGCCGCAAUGCUGUGCGCCAUGUAAUGACAACCCACCAAGUUAUGCUGUUGCCAGUUCCAAAGAAGAUAAAACAAUUCUUGAUUUAUAAGUUCUAGUUCACACUUUGGAGGUAAAGUGACAGGAUGGGAGGGAACCCUUAUCUCAACGGUAGCAGAUAAUGAAUAAUAUUUUUUUACCAGGAUUUAUUUGAAUGAAUACUAUUUAUUUUGAUUUUAAAAAUGUAUAUCUAGGUUCCAGUACAAAUUAUCACUAGAGCCUUUCUGAUUAUAAAAGUUGCUUAGCAUUACAUCCAAUUUAAAACAAAAAGUACUUCCCCCACCUCACUCAAUCUUUUGCAUAUCAUUGGCAUAUUCCACAUUGUGAAGAGUCAUGUGACUGAUUUAAAGUACAAUAUUUAUUCUGAAUGUGGAAAUCCACUAGAUCAGGCCAAAGGUUUAAAAUGUUAUUUAAUUAUGAAACUUCUAAUUAUUUACAGAAGCAAAUCCCUCCAGUAUAGUAACAUUUUUAAAAAAUCCUCCAGUUUAGUUUGUAAGUUUGCACAAAGAAGAUUUCUAGCCAGUUAAUCAUUUAUUGAUCUAUCCAGAUAGACAAUGCAUGAUUUCAUAAUUGCUCCUUUAAUUUUUUUUAUCUUCACUGAUUUAUGGAUUUACUGAUUCAAAUUUAACUUGGUGUUGGGGGGUGGGGGGGGCGGUUGCAUGGAUGGAAGUGUCUUAAAUUUGCCUUUUUGAGGUUUGUACCUUAUGACUAACUAGAAUAUUCCAGAUUCAUCUUUUAAUUAUUUUUGGAAUCUUAUUGUUGCUGGAUGUACCCAUUUUUCACUUUUAAAAUAUUUCUUAUUUAGUCACUGUUCCAUCCUUGUCAUUUUAUCACCUUUAUGCUAGAAUUGAAUAUUUACAGCCCAGAUGUAGAUCUUUGUGACCCAAAUGUAACUUCUGGUCUAGCCUGCCUUCUAACGGUAUUUUUAUAAGCUUUCUGCAUGCACUUGCUUUAAUUCCUGCUGGUGUAGAACUAUAAAUGACAAACUUUCAUAUCAAAAAAAUGCAGGAAAGAAACAAAGGUUGACCAAAUACACAUGACAAAGAAAAUUGGCAAAAGGUGCAAGUUUAAUUCUGGAAAAUCCAUAUCCAAGCAAUUGUGCUAAAUUGAUGGGUCAUGGAGGAAUUUUUGUCUCAAUGGGUUUUGAAAGUCGGUUAUGAUCAGUUGUAGAUUUUCCAUGGAAUGCAAUUUUUUUAAAACAUGGGUUUGUCACAUGUUUUUGAUUAAUCACUUGCAACUAUUUAACUGCACACAAUUAGUCUUGUCACUGCACUAAAAUUUUUGUACUUCCAAACUGAUUUAACGAGUGCAACUGGAAAAGGCUUGAUAUGGAACAUUUAUUUGUACAA
Stegostoma tigrinum is the source of this 2783-nucleotide messenger RNA. It is a transcript of the gene wsb2, whose product is annotated as WD repeat and SOCS box containing 2. Gene Ontology annotation, molecular function: protein binding. The transcript is spliced from 9 exons. Bases 261 to 1493 code for a protein of 410 amino acids. The record is from RefSeq and is a predicted model, not a curated record. Gene Ontology annotation, biological process: intracellular signal transduction. Lineage: Eukaryota; Metazoa; Chordata; Chondrichthyes; Orectolobiformes; Stegostomatidae.